AUGAACAUGGGCCUGGGGUCUGGAGACUUUGACUAUCCGUCGCUGAAGAAGCUACUCGACAACACGACUGCUGAAGUCCUACUUCCGGGCGACGGUGAAGAGUACGAAAAGAGCAUCGAGAGGUGGAGUGAGCACUGCAUAAAACGAGCUGCUGCUGUAGUCCUAGUCCGGUCCGCCCAUGACGUCUCCGCGGUUUUAGCUCAAAUACGCGAGCACAGAAUCCCCUUCACAGUCCGCGGGGGAGGCCACAGCACGUCUGGAGCUGCGUCUAUCCGAGAUGGCAUCGUCAUCGAUCUUUCCAAGAUGCGCAAGGUGAUUGUCGAUGUGGAUGCCGAAACAAUCAAGGCAGACGGUGGGACUAUCUGGGAAGAUGUCGACGUUGAGGCUGCCAAGUUUGGUCUUGCAACUGUAGGUGGCACCGUCAACCAUACCGGCGUGGGGGGCUUGACUCUGGGAGGAGGCUAUGGUUAUCUCACAGGAAAGUACGGCUUAACGAUUGAUAAUCUAUUGUCCGUUGACAUUGUCCUCGCUUCUGGUGAACAAGUUGUCGCGUCAGCCACCUCAAACCCCGACCUAUACUGGGCUGUGCGAGGCGCAGGUCAGAAUUUUGGAGUAGUGACGGCAUUCACAUUCCAGGCUUAUCAACAGAGGAGCCAUGUGUUUGCGGGGCCGCUGGUUUUCCUUCCGGAUAAGCUACCACAGGUCGUUCAGUUCGCAAAUAAGUUUCAUACUACCAACGACGGCAACCAAGCGAUGCUCAUGGGCUUCUCUGCCCCACCACCGGCGAAUGCUUCGGUUGUAAUUUGCCAGAUCUUUCACAACGGUAACGAAGAAGAAGGAAACGCCUUCUUCGCCGACUUAUUUGAACUCGGCCCAAUAGCGAACAUGACCGCCAUGAUUCCCUACCCUCAACUCAAUAGCCUUCUUAAUCAAGGAGCCGGCUUUGACGGACGUAAGCUUUUCGGUGGUGGCGCUUUCAGACUCCCCAUGGACCCAAACUUCGCUAUGCAGCUUCACGCUGAGUUCAAUGCUUUUGUGGCGUCGCAUGAGCGAAUGAACGAAAGCAUGAUGCUUUUUGAAGCCGUUCCUUAUAAGAAGGUCAUGGAGAUUUCCAACGACAAGACGGCUUUCUCAAAUCGUGGCGAUUACUAUAAUGUGGCUGUGAUGAUGAAAUGGUUCGAUCCUUCACUCGACGACAAAAUUCGUACGUUCUCACGAAACCUUCUCAAAAAAGCCUCAGAAACUGCCUCGGAACGGUCAAAGGAUGGUGGUGUAGGUCAGUACGGCAAUCAUGCAGCUGCCGAUGUUGAGGCGAACGAGAUCUUCGGCGCAAACGUGAAGCUACUCGAGGAACUUAAGCACAAGUACGACCCCGAUAACCUGUUCAGUCAUGGCACAAAAUUGACUCCGCGUCCCUUGGUAGUGUCUUUGUGCACGCCUCUUCUCAGUCUCACGUCACCAUGGAAAGCACAAGACGACCACGAGCUCAAAGAUCAUCCACGUGCCGAUCAGUAUCCCGACAACGGCGACUCGACAACGCACCAUUACAUCGUAUCUUGUCCAGUCAAUUCCCAGACGAUCAUUCGGUUUAUCACCAUGAAGAUGGCGAGGGAACCCAUGCGAGACGAGAACUCGUCCAGUGACAACGACGACGGCGGCGACAGCGGCGAUGACAAAGGUGGGAAAGAAGUAAAAGACGAUACCGCUCAAGAGGAAAAUACGACUUACGAGGAGAUACGGGGUGGUAUUCCAUACGAGCGUGAUGUGGUGGCACUAUCACGUUUAGAAAAGCAAAAGUCUACGCGGUCCGUCAAAGACCCAAAUUUGGUCAAAUGGGAUUCAGAGUUCGACCCACAUAAUCCAAAGAACUGGUCCAUGAAGCGGAAAUGGGCAGCAACUAUCAUUGUCUCUUCUUUUACCCUCGUCUCGCCAAUAUCCUCGUCCAUGAUCUCGCCAGCUCUGAGCAGCAUCAGUGCUGAAUUCGGCAUCACAAAUGAAGUCGAAGCCCAGCUUACCUUAUCCAUCUUCGUUCUGGCGUAUGCAAUUGGACCGCUGUUCCUAGGCCCACUAUCGGAGAUCUAUGGACGAGUCAUCGUCUUGCAGCUGUCAAACUUGUUCUACUUGGCUUGGAAUUUGGGAUGUGGAUUUGCUCAGACAUCUGGCCAGCUCAUGGCAUUCCGAUUCUUCAGUGGUUUAGGCGGAUCUGCACCAUUAGCUAUUGGUGGUGGUGUUCUUAGCGAUUGUUUCCUUCCCGAGCAGCGUGGCCGAGCCAUAGCAAUCUAUUCACUGGCUCCAUUACUGGGCCCGGCUAUCGGGCCUAUUGCCGGUGGCUUCAUCUCUCAAAACACGACUUGGAGAUGGUGCUUCUACGCCACCACGAUCUUCACAGCAAUAGUGCAAUGUCUCGGGUUCUUCUUUCUGCAAGAAACAUACGCACCAAAGCUCCUUGAGUGGAAGCGAAACAAACUGCGUAAAGAGACAAGCAACGAAGAACUACACACUGAGUUCGAUAAUCCUGAUCGAACGCUUGCAACAACUAUUAAAAUCGCCAUGAGAAGGCCGUUCAAGCUGCUCAUCACCCAGCCCAUUGUGCAAGUUCUAGCUUGCUACAUGGCCUACCUGUAUGGCCUCAUGUAUCUGAUGCUCUCGACCUUCCCCAGCUUAUGGGUCACGCGCUAUGGCAUGACUAUAGGGAUUGGUUCUUUGAACUUCAUCUCCAUGGGCAUGGGCUUCUUCCUCGGCACACAGAUCACCGCACCCCUCAAUGACGCCCUCUACCGCCGCCUAAAGAAACGCAACAACGGCAUCGGUAAACCAGAAUUUCGCAUUCCAAUCAUGAUCCCUGCGUCUCUUCUCGUUCCAAUCGGCCUUUUUUGGUAUGGUUGGAGUGCCCAAGCGCAGGUACAUUGGAUCAUGCCUAAUAUCGGUGCUGCGAUAUUUUGCGCGGGUGUUAUUGUGGGGUUUCAGUGUAUACAGACUUAUCUUGUUGACAGCUAUACACGGUACGCUGCGAGUGCUAUCGCGGCGGCGACGGUGCUCAGGUCGUUGGCUGGGUUUGGAUUUCCGUUGUUUGCACCGGCCAUGUAUGACAAGUUGGAUUUUGGAUGGGGAAAUAGCGUGCUGGGCUUUAUUGCCUUGGCUUUGGGUGUCCCAGCGCCGUUCAUGCUAUGGAAGUUUGGGGAGAAGUUAAGGAGUAGUAGCAAAUUUGCCGCGGGCUGA
This is a messenger RNA of Alternaria metachromatica, 3219 nucleotides long. RefSeq lists its product as uncharacterized. NCBI's taxonomy places the organism in Eukaryota, Fungi, Ascomycota, Dothideomycetes, Pleosporales, Pleosporaceae. The record is from RefSeq and is a predicted model, not a curated record. Gene Ontology annotation, molecular function: oxidoreductase activity; FAD binding; transmembrane transporter activity. Gene Ontology annotation, biological process: transmembrane transport. The transcript has 10 exons. Bases 1 to 3219 code for a protein of 1072 amino acids.